This is a messenger RNA of Knipowitschia caucasica, 1023 nucleotides long. The record is from the annotation of a GenBank genome assembly. NCBI's taxonomy places the organism in Eukaryota, Metazoa, Chordata, Actinopteri, Gobiiformes, Gobiidae.
AUGAGCGGCUGGGCUGGGUUUUCAGACUCGGAGCUGCGGAAGUUUCAGCAGAACUCAGACUCGGUGGUUCCGGUCUCUUUGGGUCGAGGACGUAAACCUGUGACCCGGAGCAGGCAGCAGCUCCAGCGCGAACAGGCCCUGGCUCAGUCCAAGUCCGGACCAGACCCCAGACCAGAGCCCAGACCAGGGACUGAACCAGAGACCAGAGCUGAGACGAAUGGAGCAGAGAACAUGUCUGGUCUGAAGAACCCCGCGGAGGAACCUGAGACGACGCCGGUUUUGAAAGAACUGGAGAAACAGGAAGUGGAAGUCCGUGAGCGCAGUCGUCUGGAGCAGCUGCAGAUGGAACAGAAGGAGAUGGAGGAGAAGAACAAGAGGAAGAAGGCUCUGCUCACUAGGACCAUCGCCCAGAAGUCCAAACAGACUCGUGCUGAGUCGCUGAAGCUGCAGAAGAUCCAGAAGGAGCUGCAGACUCUGGACGACAUGGUUUCAAACGACAUCAGUAUCUUAAGAGGAAGGAUCGAGCAGGCGAGCUGGGACUACAGCUGUGCCAGGAAGCGUUAUGAAAAAGCAGAGAGUGAGUUUGUGACGUCCAAACUGGAGCUGCACAAGAAGACGGAGGUGAAGGAGCAGCUCACGGAGCAUCUCUGCGCCAUCAUCCAGCAGAACGAGCUCCGCAAGGCCCUCAAGCUGGAGGAGCUGAUGUCCCGGCUGGAGAUGACCACGCAGGAGGAGCAGGAGGCGCAGGAGGAGCAGGAGAGGGAGGAGAAGGAGGAGAAGGAGAGGGAGGAGAAGGAGGCCACAGAGGAGCCAGGACCAGGAGGCCAGGACCAGAACCAGCUCCACAAGGCUCAGGAGGAGGAGGAGGUGAGCAGGCUGGAGAGGACCACACAGGAGGAGGAGGAGGUGGGACCAGGAGAUCAGGAGGAGCCCAAAGAGGAGGCAGAUCCAGGAGGCCAGGAGCAAACGCAGGAGGUGAACGUAACGAGCCAGGCCUCCUCAGAUCCAGACCCUCAGUCCUGA